Molecule: messenger RNA, 327 nt
Organism: Spirometra erinaceieuropaei
Lineage: Eukaryota; Metazoa; Platyhelminthes; Cestoda; Diphyllobothriidea; Diphyllobothriidae
Source: the annotation of a GenBank genome assembly
AUGAGCAAAGAGUUGCCGUUCACGCUGUUUGAAAUUCGGCCCGAUGAUGGUGAUGCCGCUGCUGCUGCUGCUGCUGCUGCUGCUGCUGCUGCUGCUGCUGCUGCUGCUGCUGCUGCUGCUGCUGCUGCUGCUGCUGCUGCUGCUGAUGAUGAUGAUGAUGAUGAUGAUGAUGAUGAUGAUGAUGAUGAUGAUGAUGAUGAUGAUGAUGAUGAUGAUGAUGAUGAUGAUGAUGAUGAUGAUGAUGAUGAUGAUGAUGAUGAUGAUGAUGAUGAUGAUGAUGAUGAUGAUGAUGAUGAUGAUGAUAGCAGCUAUGUGCAGUUUGACUAG